This is a messenger RNA of Vanessa tameamea, 4366 nucleotides long. RefSeq names its product YLP motif-containing protein 1-like. Lineage: Eukaryota; Metazoa; Arthropoda; Insecta; Lepidoptera; Nymphalidae. Bases 183 to 3611 code for a protein of 1142 amino acids. Gene Ontology annotation, biological process: regulation of telomere maintenance. The transcript is spliced from 9 exons. The record is from RefSeq and is a predicted model, not a curated record. Gene Ontology annotation, cellular component: nucleus.
AUCGUUAAUCUAUGCGCAGCGUUCACGUUUAUCAAAAUGGCCGCCGAGUGUUGUUAAAAAAUCUAUAUUUGUACAUUAUUGACAACUGCUCAUUAAUAGUUUUAAUAAAACUUCCGAAUGAUUGAAUUUAUAGAUUUAUUUUAUGAUUAGAUAUAAUCACGUAUAUAGUAUUGAUUUAAAUUAUGGCGUGGUCAAUGCCGACUACAGGUCAAUGGAGUCCUAACAUUGGUAUGACGCCAGAUAUGAAUAUGGGAACAUAUACGGCUGAACAAUGGGCUCUAAUGCAACAACAAAAUUGGCAUCAGUGGGCACAAUGGCAACAACAGUAUGCUCAAUGGCAAAGUCAGUAUGGAGAUAAGUAUGCCCAGCAAAUGCAAGCAUUUCAAGCUAUGGCUGGCGCUCCACCCGUUCCCCCACCUUCUGCACCUCCACCUGCGCCGCCUCCGCCGGACAAGCCACCUCCACCGCCACAUGAGAAUGAUCAACCAUUAUAUGGAAACACUCAGAAACAGGAUACUACUGUUCCACCUCCAGUACAAUAUCACAUCAGUGCGCAAGCUGGCUACAACAAUACUAUCACCACAACAGGUAACAAUCUAAAUUGGUCCUAUGCAGCAAAUGUCAAAUCUGAUAUACUACAAUCUCAGUCAGUCAACACAGAAGCUCUCAAAAAGCUUGCAGAGGAGGAGAAAUUAUUCGAUAUUCAAUUUAAGAAAUGGGAAGAGGAAAUUGAAAAAUGGCGAAAAGAGAAUGUUAAUCACCCUGACAAACAAGCAUAUAAAGAAUAUGAACAAAAGUUUGAAGCUUGCCGUGUGCAACUGUUAGAGCGCCGCCAACAAAUGAAGUUAAAAAGGGCUCGCCUUAUGGGUGGUACAUCUCAAGUGACAAAGACUACAAGUACAGGUAAUAUAUCAACUGCUAUUCCUCCUCCAUUGCAGAAUACGAAUAUAACAAAUUAUCCCCAAAAUGUGCACCCAAAUAAACAAAAUCAAAAUAAUAUUCCUGCACAUAGUCACACAAUUCAGAAUAUACCCCAAUUCCAGCAGCUUAAUAAUAAUAAUCAACAAGGUUACAAUAGGAAUAAUAACAAAAAUGUAGAUCCACAAGAUAGGUAUGAAUCUUAUCAAACUAUGAAUGAAGAUUAUAAAUCUUCUCAAUCUGGAAGUCAAAACUUUUUACCAACUAAUCAAUCCAAGGGAAUACCAGGACUAGACUUAGUACCAGAAUUUGAUAGAUCUUCAAGUAAACAAGAUGUAAUUGAUAUAACAGAAGAAAAUUCUGAAAAUAAACAUAUGCAGCAAAAGCAAAAUCAUAGACAGCCUGAUUAUUCAACAAUUUCAAAAGGUAUUAAUAACAUUCUUGGAGAUGAGAAAAUUAUGAAUAUCCUGUCUAUGGUAACAAACCAAAUAAGUUCUGGAAACAGUAAUGUCACACAAAAUGCACCUGGACAUUAUAGACAAGAUGAGAAGAGUCACUACAGUCAGAGUCAUAACAGCAACUACCAUAAUGAUUAUGGUCCUAGGCAAGAUAUGCCAUAUAAACAACAUAACCUUAAUACCUAUUCAAAUAAACCAGAACAAGCCAAUUCUAAUUAUUCUGAACCUCCAUAUCAGAGAUUUGAGGAAAAUUAUGCUAGAGAAGAUUAUAGGCAGAAUGAUACACCAAAAGAACAAUAUUAUGACGGGCACAAUAAAAAUAUGGAUAUCCCAAGGAGUGUUCCGCCACCAUUAAUAUCUAAUAUAGCUCCACCUAGACCAUUGUUGCCUAAUUUGCCAUCUCAGCAAAAUUCAAAUGAUUAUUCUCAUGAUGGAUUUGAAAGAAGGGAUAUACAUGAAAACAUUAAUAAACCUUUGGUACAACCAGCAAAACCAAAAUGGAUAGAUGAACCACUGUUUACUCCAUCUAUCAUAGUUGACUAUGAGCACAAAUGUCUAAGAUUGAAAGCUCGAGGAUUUAUUGAACCCGUCCAUAUGUUUGAUUAUAAUCACAAAUCAAAAGAUGGUGAAAGUAGCAGUAAAAAAGAUUUUGAAAAAGAAAUUGAUGAUUUAUUUUCAAGAAAACCCCGCAGGCCAGAUAUUAAUGACGAUUGGAAUAAUUCUCUAAAACAUAAUGAUAGAAGACCUCUUAGGGAUGACCAAAGGAAUCGAUCUAAACUACCAAUCAGAGAUGAUCAUGAUAUCUUCAACAGAAGGUCGGAUAAUCCUUAUGAAGAACGUAGACGUGAUGAUCGUGAUCGCGAUCGCUUUUUACGUGAAGACUAUGAACGGAGAGACAGAGUACCAGAAUAUGAUCGUUCAAGAGAUCCUGGCAGGGAAAGAGAUUAUGGAAGAGAUAGAGAUUUCGGAAGAGAUAGAGAUUUCGGAAGGGAAAGAGAUUUAGGUAGAGAAAGAGAUCUUGGUCGAGACAGAGAAAGAGAUAGGAAUAUAGGUAAAGAAAGAGAUCUUGGGCGAGAUAGGGAUACAGGCAGAGAAAGAGAUUCUGGUAGAUACAGGGAUUUAAGAAAAGACGACUCUCGAAAUCGUAGCCGAAGUCGGGAAAGGGACAGCCGAAAAAGAGAACAUAGUAAGGAUUCAAUUGAUAGUUCUGGAUCAAAAAAACUUAGAGAAUUGAAAGAAACGACUACAGCUACCCAGUCUGGUAAACCACAGCACAUAGUAAUGAUUGAUGACAUAUUAGAACCACCUGGUCGUGACAUGAGACCAGAGAAGAUAGUUAUUAUACUUAGAGGUCCACCUGGUAGUGGAAAAUCGUAUUUAGCGAAACUUAUAAGAGACAAAGAAGCAGAACAUGGAGGCACAGUUAGAAUCAUGUCAAUAGAUGACUAUUUCAUGCAGGAAGGUGAAAUAGAAGAAAAAGAUCCAACCACUGGAAAAAUUGUGAAAAAACCAUCAUUAAAAUAUGAGUAUGAUCAAAAAUCUGAAGAAGUUUAUCUGAACUCAUUGAAAAGAGCUUUCAAGAGGAGUUUAACAGAUGGAUACUUUACAUUUUUAAUAUAUGACUCUGUAAAUGAACAAUUAAAGAGCUAUGCCGAUAUAUGGAAUUUUUCACGGCAAAAUGGUUUCCAGGUUUACAUUUGUACAAUGGAUAUUGACUCGCAAACUUGCUUCAAACGGAACAUUCAUGGCAGGUCUCUCGAGGAUAUCGAAUCGAUCGUUGCUAAGUUCUUCCCAACUCCUGCGCAUCACAUACAUUUAGAUGCGACCACUUUGCUCCAGAGCGCUUCCAUAACCGAUGUGCAAAUGGAAGACGCAGACGACGUUACCAUGGAAGACGCACACGACACUGAGGUCGAAAGUAGCUUUACUUCGAAGUGGGAGAAAGUGGACGACGCCGCGCAACUAGCUCGCCUCGACGGCACCAGCAAGCCGCUUCGAUCUUCCCAGCUCUCAAUGGAAGACUACCUACAGCUAGACGAAUGGACACCUAAUACAGCUAAACCUGGAAAAAAAACUGUACGGUGGGCUGACAUAGAAGAGAGAAGGCAGCAAGAGAAGAUGCGAGCCAUCGGAUUUGUAGUAGGGCAGACCGACUGGAAUCGAAUGACGGACCCGACCAUGGGUUCCAGUGCGCUCACUCAGACAAAAUAUAUAGAACGAGUUAAACGAUAUUAGAAAGGAGGGUUUUCAAUAAGUGCUCGUGUUACGUACGAAAGCUUUUACAGAUGGAUAAAUAAUUCUGGACGUAAUAUUAUCUCAAAAAUAGCAGUUAAUUUGGGAAAAGCAUGGCAGAAUUAAAUAUCUUCUGUUUCUCAAUUCCUCGGAUAGUUUUGUAUAAGUAAAAUAAGACUAUCCUAGCAUAAAAAUAUGAGAUUUAAUUGACUUCCAGAUUUAAAUGUAUAAUUACAAGGUGGUUUAAGUAAAUGCCUUUUGCAUUGAAUACUUAUUAAGUUUAAACGGUGUUAAUGUUAAGUCGAAAUGAGACGAGGGCAUAAACGUUUUACCAAACAACAUUAAUAGUAUAAUAUUUUAAUAUGGUAAAUUUUACUUUCUUGGCACCAAUUUCAAUAAACGCCAGGUCGUAAUAAUUGAAGGUAAUGGGGAUUCGACGAACAGUCGCUAAAAUAUUGCAAAACAAUUCGAAUAUUUAUUACAAAAUAGGUAGCUCCUGUCUAUUAUUUAUAAAAAUUGAGUUUGAGCAAUUGACUUGAAGGAAGUGUGUUUAUGAGGUUCUCGACUUUUCAGACUUGAAUUCACAUAAGGCUUAUAUUUAUAACUUCAGAAAUUAAGUAAUGGAUGUUUGAAACGAUAAAGUAUUGUAGUGCUACAAUGUAUCCUUUGUAAACAUACUGGAAUAUUUUGAGUUAAAACAAUUAUAGUUGAUGUUUUUUUCAUUUUAUCCAGGUAUUAAAAUAUAUUACAAAUUACAA